UUCACAAUGGCAGUUCAUUAGGAUUUUGGUUAUUUAUUACAGACAUGAAAAAGGCAAACUCAGAUCGCCGACCGGAAUCCAUGGAUAUGCUAUCGGAGUUGCCGAAAGAGAUCUUGCAGAGAAUACUGUGUCUCCUCUCCCAAGAAGAAGCUGUCCGAACCUCCGUCUUGUCGAAACCCUGGCGCCACAUUUGGCGCACUCGCCCCAAUCUCGUUUUUUCCGACAACGACAAUUACUUCAGAGGUAAGGAACAAGAAUUUCUAUCCGUUGUCGACGAGACUCUACGAGGAUACCUCGAUCAAGGGUUGCGCUUGGAGGAGUUUCACCUUCACAUGUCGAACCAUGUGUCGGUUUCGAUUCUCGAUAAGUGGAUCCCGAAGCUCGAAUCCAUGGGCGUAAGCGAUUUUCGUCUUUACGUUCUUUCGAAACAUGAAGUUGAUGGGAUGGUCGAUUUGCCGGUGGUUCUGAAAGCCGAACCCCUAACGCUUUUGUGGCUGUAUAAUUGCGAUUUGGGCCGGAAUAUUCCCGAGAAGAUACCCUUUGUGCGUCUACAAGCACUCCGCCUCCAAAACGUCUCGAUCGAGCAAGAGAUUUUCGACAAGGUGAUAUCGAGCUGCGCUUUGCUUGCUAGUAUGUGGUUCCAAGAUUGUAUAGGUUUGACAACUAUAAAGUUGGAGACGAAGCUUCACAAACAUCUCAAGCAGUUAAUUUUUAUUAACGACGUCACUUAUCAAAAAGAUGACUGCAGCAUCGAAAUCAAUGCCCCGACUCUCGAGAAAGUCAAGAUUUUCGGCAGUAAGAUUCGGUUUCACGGCCGUGAGGUCUGUAAUGUCAAGUCGUUAUAUCUAGCGAACGUGGAAAUCGCCAUCAAUUCGGUCGAACGAUCUCCAGUGUUAUGCAUUGAUGCCCCAAACAUGGAGUAUUACGAAUACACGGGGCUCGUUAUUCCGUCCGUUUCUUUCGCGCCGGCUUCCGGGAGAACGAAUUUGAAACUGUACAUGCGGGACGACGGUGCGAACGACGCUCAGUCGUGGUUCCUCAGACUAAGUGCGUUGCUCCGGGAUUUACGUCGGUCCGAAAUCACUCUGCACAUUUUUCAUCUUGCGCGUUUCGAUCUGCAAAUCGAAGAAGAUAUUCUAGUACGCGACAAUAUUAACGGUGGUAAUUAUAAGCCGGUUGUGGUGGAGAAUUUCAGGCUGGAAAUCGGCCAAUUGUCGUUAUUUCCGUACGUAUUAAGUGGUUUGUUUUGUAUUUGUCGUCCGAGGAAAGUAACCCCGCAGUGGUUAGGGAAAGGAACUUGGACCGACGAAAGGAAACAGAAGGAAGCCGGUGAGUUCUUCGGCAAAUUCACAAAGAUGAUAGAAAACGGAAACCGAGAAAUCUGGCGGGAUUUGGAGGGUUUAACCUUUGAAGGUCUUAACGAGAUCCCACUGGAAUGGCAGCCCUUUGAAGUGACGAAGCUGUCGGAAACUGAAUUUACGGAAUUUCGCAUUCGAAUGAAAUGGAGCGAUCAAGAUUGAUGGCGUUCGGUUACAACCGGAAAGCAUCAUGACUAUAGCGAAGGCAAUACCGUAGUGCAGAAUUCGAUCAAGCUGAUAGAGAGAGAAAUGAAGCUGUAUCCAACAAGUGUAAUGUUGUAUGUUUGUAAGAGAAACUACAUUUCAUGGUUGAAUUUUUUCUUCAAUGUUUUUGGAUGUUUGUAUUGAACUAAGUUGAAUUAAACCUUUAUAAUUUAAAUGACUUCCUUUAUCUUACCUG
This is a messenger RNA of Erythranthe guttata (spotted monkey flower), 1758 nucleotides long. RefSeq names its product FBD-associated F-box protein At5g56370. Gene Ontology annotation, molecular function: protein binding. Lineage: Eukaryota; Viridiplantae; Streptophyta; Magnoliopsida; Lamiales; Phrymaceae. The record is from RefSeq and is a predicted model, not a curated record.